AUGGGCAUUGGGACCACAGAAGAGGAGAAGCUUCCAGCCAGUCUGCAGUUUCUUAAUGAUCUACCUAAUCACACCAAAAAACAGCAGGUCUGGUUCUGUGGUGCGAAGAAAGGUUCCUCGAAAAAACUUCCUAAGGCAAAAGACAAGAACCUUCCAGACCCCUCGCCCCUCCUCGUGUACAGACCCUUUUACAAGACAAUAGUGAGCCGGGAGCUGGUCUCCCCUCUGGGCUUCCCAGAGCACAGCCUCGCCAGCGACUACAGAAAAGGGAUCCCAGAGCAGGUCCUCGGGGCGCCCGCGGCAGCUCCAGGACCCCCGGGCACUCUCCCUGCCGCCGCCUCGGCGCACCCCAACUGGCUCGCAGGUCCCCGCGCCCGGGCUCCAUUACGCCGCCGCCCGACGCAGUCCUUGGUGCUGGCAGGGUGUGUGGAGGGGCAUCCGGCGCACCGAGUCUCCACCCCACCGCUUAGCCGCAGAGGGUCUGGGCAGCACAGACUCCAGGCCUCCCGGAGCCUGGUCCGGAACGCGGUCUCUGCGCACCCCCAACCUCCCUCACCCGGGCUACGCAAACCCGCAGCGAAGCCGGAGAGUUACCCGCCGAGGCCCAGGGGCGACGACCGCAAAGGCGUGCCGGGCUCCGCGGCCGGGGGCCCGCUGCUCGCCGCCGCCCGCGCCGCUCGCUCCAGCUGGCUGCUGCCUCUCCGGCGGCGCCUGCCGCAUCGGGCCGCCGAAGCCCACGACUGGCAGAAACCGGAGGAAGGUGGCGCGGGGCAGGCGGGAUUCCUGCCCCCCGGACCUUGGCGGGGGAGCGGAGGAGGGCGCAGCGCCACCCGGAGUCCGGGCACCCGCCAGCCGCGCGCUGACCGCUGCGCCCGGGUCCGGAUCCCUGGCGACCGCGCUGAGCGCCUCGCGAGCCGCGGGAAGCUCCUCCUGCUCGGCGACUGGCGCCAGAUGCGCGGUGGCCACGGCGCCCCCAAACUCGGAGGAAGGUGCUGUGAGGAAGGAUGCAGCGGAACUCGCCGUCCCCCAGGGCGGCGGGGCGGGAGCUCAGCGGAUCCCUACCUUUCGGGCAGGGCGGACGCGCGCCCUAGCCGGGCGUCCGGGACAGGAAAAUCACCGCGAAGGGAGGGCCCGGGAAAGGCGGCGGGUGGCUUCAGGACAAGCCUGAAAAUUAUCCUGCUUAUGCAACUGGCAACAUGGGACCCUGCCAAUCCAAACUCUCCUCAGAAAAUAACCAUGGAUUCUUUGAGAACUAAUUAUGAAUGAAAAUUGCUGACCUGAUUUUUGGGUGAGAGAUUCUAUUAGACAAAAUUUUGGGUUCAUUUUUUUCUCUUGGAGAAAAAGAAAAAAAAAUAGCUUCAAUUUUGUCUCUGGAUCACUAUAUCAUUAAAGGGCUAUAUACUUAUCCAUCCAUUACAAUUAGUAACACAAGGUGAUCAAUAAUAGAAUAAGUUGCCUAUAUUAACUGCCUUUCAGAAUUAAUUCCUGCAUAGAUAAAUGAUGAAUUUUCUAAUCCCUAACAUUUUUACAACUCUAACAUUCUAUGAUAUCAAAAUUUCUAACUAUUUCAUUAAACUCUCAAUAUAUAUUAAACUGGUUCUUUUGCUAUUACAGAAAUUCAACCAAGAGGUAGGAAAAUGUGUCAGUGACAACAACAACCAAUUAAUGCAAGCUGCAGCAAAAGAUUAUUUAACAAACUUUCUUCCCUUAUGUGGAAGACAGAGCUGUCCUCCUCUUUGGACCCUAUUUCUCUAAGUCCCCUUGCAAUCUCCUUAAGGCUCUCAUCCUCCAUUUUCUUUUCUAGCCCAUCUCAUCCUCUUUUUGAAAUAGGAUGAGUUGAAACAGUUUCCUGGUCCAGUUUAGAUUCCAGAAAGGGGCAACUACUGAGAGAUAACAGUGACAUGCUUUUCUCUUCUCACAUUGCUUCUCUUUAAAGUAUUUACAGGACCUAGGCCUGCAUUUACAUCUGAAAAAAGUAGUUUCAUUUAGAAGCACAUCCUUGCCAAAAUUUAUGGAGAAUACUGGUAAAGGACAACACAUUUACAAGCAUUCCUUCUUUAAAAACUGGAGAGAUUGGCAAGUUGUUGCCAUAAAAGUAAGUACGUAAAUAAAUAAAUGAAUAAAAAAUAAAAACUGGGGGGAGCAAGAAAAUUUGAUCUGUCAUUCCUCAGUCUGGGGAAGAACAUCAAGUCAAAUUUAAGUACAAAGUCUGAGACAAUGGAAAAAGAAGAGGUAUUUCUGUUCUUCUAGGCCCUCUUCCAGUUAGAAGGUGAUGGUCUCCAGAAGUCUGCAGCUACGUUUCAAUCAUGUAUAUGGAGUUUAUAGGACUCAACAGUAUUAACCAUAUUUUUUUAUUUUCUGUAUUUUUGAUGCUCUGGUAUCUGGGGCCUUCAUGAUUGGGGAGGGACUGCUCUUCUCAAGGUUAGCUAAUUCCUAGAGAUAGAGGGAGAUAGAGAUAGAGAGAGCAUGCUUCUCAUAUGCAAACUACCCAUUCCAGAGCCUACAUUCCCUCCCCCCACCUCCUCUAUAGGACUCUUACACUUCAGGCCAAUAUUUCCUUGCCCUUGUCAUUGGCCUUGCAAAAUGACCUCUUCCCUAAGUUAUUUAUUUAUUUUUGUUCUCUCCCCAGUACGUCAGGUUUUCAGAUCAGUCAAGCCUAAUGAGCAGAACAUUGUAAUCUUCUUGCCUAACUAACUUCUCCACAGGACUUCCUGAUGACCCAUCAUCCAUUACCAACUGCUGACUCUUGUACCAGAACACCUGCAGACCCCAUGACUUCAAACCCCAUGCAACCUGACCUGCAUUCCACAACCCGCUACAAAAGCUCUUGCCUUAGUCAGUCAUGGAGAUGGAUUUGAGAAAUAAUCUUCUUUCACCCGGCAAUAGGAUUCUUUCUUUUCUGGCAAUACUCAUUGUCUCGGUAAUUGGCUUUCUGUGCAGUGAGCAACCAGAUCUAGACUGGACCUCUUUUGGGUUUGGUAACAACACCCUAAUUACCUCAGAGCCAGGUAUAAGAUAACUCAGGACAGCUCCUGCACCCCAGAGCUUGCAGAAAUUACUCAAAGUAGCCAAUUUCUAAGCCUGCGUACCCUGCCUUGCCCACGCUUUUCCUCGGAAAGCACAAUUAAGUAAGGCCCUUGCCUCCUUUUCCUCCCACUCCCGCUGCCUCCUGACUGACCCUGGUGUUUUUUUCUUGUAACCUUUGUGGCAUGCCUCCUGUUUCUAGGAAUCUGCAAAUGUAUAGAUUUUCAGCCAGGUAUGUUGGUGCAUACCUGCAGUCUCAGCAUUUAGGGAGGCCAAAGCCAGAUAAUUGCUUGAGUCUGAAGUUCACGACUAGGCUGGGUAACAUAGCAAGACAACAGCAACAAAUGGUUAGCUGGGUGUGGUGGUACAUGCCUGUAGUCCCAGUGACUUG
Microcebus murinus (gray mouse lemur) is the source of this 3415-nucleotide messenger RNA. RefSeq lists its product as uncharacterized. The record is from RefSeq and is a predicted model, not a curated record. NCBI's taxonomy places the organism in Eukaryota, Metazoa, Chordata, Mammalia, Primates, Cheirogaleidae.